AAGUAAAAUAUUGACGUAGGCAGAGGCACACAUGGGCGCGCAUGACGAACACACACACACAUAGAGACUGACUGUGAGCACACCUUUGUUCUGGAUCUCCACAGAGUGUGAUGUCAGAGGUCAGGAAGGAUAGUGAAUGGGAGGUGUGUGUGAGCGUGUGUUGGAGCACAGGAAUGGGGCCAUUCCUCUCCAGUAUAAAUACGGGGUCCUGGUGGGGACAGUGGUAGAAAAGUGAGGCAUACACCUUCAGGGUUGUUUGAAAAGGCACAAGAGGAGUCAAACUUAUCAUAAAAGGAAGUAACACGGCAGAGAAGAAAAGGAGGUGAUAUUCACAACAUAGACUGGAAAAUGGCUGACCAAAACGGUGUAUUCAUGGGAAUGGACCUGCGUUGCCAGGUGAACAACCAAGCCCAUCGUACAGGGGAAAUGGACCUGGAAAGGCUGCUGGUUCGUAGGGGGCAGCCCUUCUCCCUCGCUCUGCAGUGCUCCACACCCCUGCCCCCUAAACACAAACUAGCCAUGAUCCUGCAUCUGGGUAAGGAGAGUGAGGUGGUGGUGAAGGUUUUGGAUGCCCGUGCUGGCCGUGACAAGUGGUGGUUCCGCCAGCAGAGGGCUCAGAAUGAGGUGCUGCUGACGGUCCACAGCCCAGCAGACACCCCUGUGGGAAUCUACAGCGUGACAUUGCUGCUCCUCUCCCCUGACGGACACAUCCUGGAGCAGACCACACCAGAGAUGUUCUACCUGCUCUUCAAUCCCUGGUGCAAAGCUGACUCUGUGUACCUCCCUGAUGAGGAGCUGCUAGAGGAAUACAUCCUGAAUGAAAAUGGCCUCCUUUACCAGGGCUCUUGGGACCAGAUCUCCUCACUGCCCUGGAACUUUGGACAGUUUGAACAAGAUGUGGUGGAUAUCUGUUUUGAAAUCCUGAACAAUUCACCUGCUGCACUGAAAAACCCAGAGAUUGACACAGCCAACCGAGCAGAUCCAGUGUACGUGAGCAGGACAAUUACUGCAAUGGUGAAUGCUAAUGAUGACCGUGGCGUGGUGUUGGGUCGCUGGGACGGGAAGUAUGACGAUGGGGUGUCCCCCACACGCUGGACCGGCAGUGUGGCCAUCCUCAGGCGAUGGCGCGAGGCCGGGGCACAGAGGGUGCGAUACGGACAGUGCUGGGUGUUCUCAGGUGUAGCCUGCACAGUUCUUCGCUGUCUGGGCAUACCUACUCGCCCUGUUACAAACUACUCCUCUGCCCAUGACACUGACGGCAACCUGAAUGUGGACUAUCUGUACGAUGAGCAGCUGGAGAGUGUGUCUGAAGGCAGGAAGGACAUGAUCUGGAACUUCCAUUGCUGGGUGGAGUCCUGGAUGGACAGGGAGGAUCUUCCUAAAGGCUAUGAUGGGUGGCAGGCCCUGGAUCCCACCCCACAGGAGAGGAGUGAUGGGGUGUACUGUUGUGGGCCCUGUCCAGUCAAGGCGGUGAGGGACGGUGAUGUGGGGAUGAAGUAUGAUGCAGCCUUCGUGUUCUCUGAGGUGAACGCAGACCUGGUCACCUGGAUCGUCUACCCAGAUGGCCAACGCUCACAGGUUUCCCUCAACCAGAAAACUGUGGGCCGAAACAUCAGCACCAAGAGUGUGUAUGGAGACUACAGAGAGGACAUCACUAAACAUUACAAAUACCCUGAAGGUUCAGUGAAGGAGCGUGAGGUGUAUGAGAAGGCAGGACGUCGGAUAACGCAGCUGAAUGGGGCACCAGGGCAGCUGGAGCUGAAGAUCAAACAUGCCCAGGCCAUCCUGGGGACAGACUUUGAUGUGAUAGUGGAGGUGCACAACGUGGGUGGUGAGGACACCCCGGCCCAGCUCACUGUGACCUCCAAUGCAGUCACCUACAACAGCCUUCACCGGGGGGAGUGCCAGAGGAGGACUGCCAGCCUGACCGUGCCAGCCCAGAAAGCUCAUAAGGAAGUGAUGCGUCUACGGUACGAUCACUAUGGGGCCUGUGUGUCUGAGCAUAACCUGAUCAGGGUCACAGCACUGCUCCAGGCCAGCAGCCAGCCCGAUGUCAUUCUGCAAGAGGUCAACAUCCCACUAAGCAUGCCACAGCUCCAUGUCAAGGUAGUGGGAGAUGCAGUUGUAUCUCGGAAAUUAAUUGCACACAUCAGCUUCACCAAUCCCCUGCCUAUCACCCUGAGAGGGGGAGUGUUCACAGUGGAGGGAGCAGGUCUGACGGCACCACGGGAGCUCCAAGCACCAGGCAACAUUGGCCCAGGUGAAGAUGUGAAGGUUAAGUUGUCCUUCAAGCCCACCCGUGCUGGCCUGAGAAAACUGAUGGUUGACUUUGAUGCAGACAGACUGAGGGAUGUUAAGGGGAUUGCCACUUUGAUUGUGCGAGACAGAUUAACUGUGAAUUAAGAACGUAUAUAUUUCAUAGGUAUAUUUUGUAAACAUAUCCCUGUGAAUGCAAUAUAAAAGUGAGGUGCAAAAUAACAGGAUGGUUUUUCAUAUUAUUCUCUUUUUUUUUUUACCUUGUCCAAAGUAGUUAAGAUUAGCAAAGAAAGAUGGGCCUCUAAAUCCCAAACUAUUGUUAGAGUCCGAAGACUAUUUGUGAGAAAAAAGUAAAAAAAGUUACAGUAUUUACAGGAUAUAGCACACUAUUUAGAAGCACAUAUUGCCUAGGACCAAGGAGCAUGGAGGCAGCCUUUAGUUAUUAUGCCCCCAGCCUCUGGAAUAGCCUGCCAGAGAACCUGAGGGGGCCAAAACUGUGGACAUAUAUUUUAAAGAGAUCAUAAAACAUAUUUUUUGCUUUGCCUUAGGGUGCUUUUUAGUUUGUCAUUCCUUUGUUUGUUUUUUUAAACUUGUUUGUUGUGUAGUAAAUAUUUCAGUGUUUAUUUUAUCCUGUAAAGCACAUUGCGUUGCAUUCAAUGUCUGGAAUGUGCCAUAUAGAUAAGGCUUGAUUUGAUGAUAUUGUACACCACUGUGGCUUAGAUAUGCAUUCUGUUCUUAAUAAUUUCAUACUUGUGAAACACGUCUUACCUUAAUAAAUGAUUUAUUUUUUAAAUCUAUGCAUGGAGUCUGACAUGUCAAAACAGUAAAAAUUGACAAAUGUUAUGACUGACUUUUUUCAAAACAUAUUUUUCAUCUAACCUAGGCAGUCGAUAGUGCAGUUCUAGCACACUAUCAUGGCUUGAUGUGCAUUCCCAGUAAUACACUCGUGUCCCCCAUGGACCUGCUCAUACCUAAAGCAUCCUCCAGGCUGCAAAGGCAUCAUUUUCCUCCUUAACUAGCUUUAAUGGUGAGAAGUGGAUCAAAAAAAAGGGGGAAAUAUAUGCGUUCUUUCUUUAUGAAACAUCGUAAUUUGUCCAAUAAUCAGAAAAUGGUUGUGAUAAAAGGCCUUGUCGCCAUUAAAGCUAGUUGAGAAAAAUUAUGCCUUCACAGCCUGAAUGGAGGAUGCUUUAUGUACGAGACAGUCCACAGGGGACACAGGUGUAUUACCAGGAAUGCACAUCAAGCCUAGACGAUCAGCUGCCUGAACUAGAGAUCAUCAUGCAACACAUUUCAGUCCCUCAGCUCUCUGAUGGUGGUGCUUUUCUUCGUACUGCCUUGGACAGUGCUUGCUGAAUGACAGGGUAGAGUUUGAAACACCCCUCAAUGCAUGUGCGCACAUCCCCAGUCAGGGUGUCCUCGCCCAUCUCGCCAUCCGAUUGUAGUCCAGAAAUCUGGUUCAGACUGGGCAGAAAUGCCACUGUCAGGCUUCCCAAAUUCUCCCUGGAUCCUGAGGCCAAGUUGUAUCCAUUUUCCUCCAGAAAGGUAGGGUCGAUAAGGUAUGUGGCACCUUCCUGACGGAUUGAGCAUCCAAGAACCAGAUCGUACAUCUCUAUACCUGCGUCCGCCAGCGCCAUUGACGCACAGGUGACUGCAUGUGCCAGGACGGCGCCGUCGUUUUCAAGGACCAUUACAUUUACUUCAAUCUGAGAGCGAGGAUACUUCUGCAAGCACACUCCUGGCCUCAGGCUCUCCAACAGCAUCAGUGACAGAUCCUUUUCAUCACUACCUUGAAUCCACGAGCCUCUCUCUCGACAAGAGAAUGGGGCAAAUCUCAUGUCAGUAAUAAGUCUUCCGGAUUUCAUAUCGGUCUCAUCCUUGCGCUCAGUCUCUCUGGGUCCAUACACACAGCAGAUGAGCUUCGUGUUCCCAGCUUCAAUGUACGCUGAACCUUUGGCUUGACUUAUCAGCCCACAUCGGACAAAAACUGAACGGACAUCCACUUGACCACGCUGCCUGCCAUCUACCCUGGCGUCGUUGGAAGCGGUGGACUUCUUUACCGCGUUUUUACACAGAAAGAGAGAUGGACUUUGAGACACUUCUGGGCCACGUACCCUUUUUGUAUCAGUCGGCAUGGUCGGGGAAUAGU
This is a messenger RNA of Oncorhynchus nerka (sockeye salmon), 4402 nucleotides long. Its product is annotated as protein-glutamine gamma-glutamyltransferase 2-like. Bases 349 to 2403 code for a protein of 684 amino acids. Gene Ontology annotation, molecular function: protein-glutamine gamma-glutamyltransferase activity. The record is from RefSeq and is a predicted model, not a curated record. NCBI's taxonomy places the organism in Eukaryota, Metazoa, Chordata, Actinopteri, Salmoniformes, Salmonidae. Gene Ontology annotation, biological process: peptide cross-linking. The transcript has 13 exons. Gene Ontology annotation, cellular component: mitochondrion.